AUGAAUAAGUUUUUAAUAAAACAAACAAAAGAAAAGCAAACUAUUAAUAUUGAUGUUAAUGUUGAUAAUGUUACUGUUAAUGGAACUAAUAGUGAUGAUGUUAAUGUUAAUGAUGCUAAUAUAGAUGAUAUUAGUGUUGAUGAUAGAAUUUUUGAUGAAACUAAUGUUAAUGAUAAUAAUUUUGAUGAUGCUAAUAACUUUUAUAAAUUUGAUAUUUUUGAUCCAACAAAUUGGGAAACUCUAGAUUCUAAUAUGCUAAAUAUUUUAGCAUUACCAGGUCCUAAAAGAGAUUUAGCUAUUCAAAAAUAUCCAAAAGAUAAAUAUCAAAGAAGGUUUUCUGCUUUAUAUUAUACUAGAGUUUUACCAAAUGGGGAAGAAUGUGAUAGAGAUUGGCUUGUUUAUUCUAAACAGCUUGAUAAAAUAUUUUGUGUUUUGUUGUAA
Lactuca sativa (garden lettuce) is the source of this 441-nucleotide messenger RNA. Lineage: Eukaryota; Viridiplantae; Streptophyta; Magnoliopsida; Asterales; Asteraceae. The record is from RefSeq and is a predicted model, not a curated record.